UAAAAAAAAAUUGAUAUUGCACCACCUAUUUUCACUUUUUAGAAAAUAGGGUUUCAAUGAAAACAUUAUUUUCUCCUCAAAAGCAAAAAGCAUGUAAGAGCUGUAAGCACAGGAAUUUGAAAGCCUAGUUAGAAAAGUUUAUAAAAACAAGAAGAAUUUUAUAACAUCCAAACAUAAAAAGCUGAACCCUUCCAUUGAGAGAUCGAUCCAAAAACCAAACCCCAAGAAAAACAAAAGCUAUGAUCAAAGGGAGAGAUGGAAACAGAGGAUCUUCUUCUUCCUCUGGUUACUCUGCAGAUUUGUUGGUUUGUUUUCCUCCAAGAACCCACUUAGCUCUUACUCCUAAACCCAUCUCUAGCCCAUCUCGUCCCUCUGACUCCUCCAAGCGUCGUCCACACCACCGUCGUCAGCACAGCAAACUCUCCGGCCUCGGAGGAGGAGGACAUGGGAGUCCUGUUUUGUGGGCUAAGCAAGCAAGCCGUAAGAAUAAGGGUGGUGACGAGAUAGAGGAACCCACUUCCCCUAAAGUCACCUGCGCCGGUCAGAUCAAAGUCCGGCCGAGUAAAUGCGGCGGGAAGGGAAAGAACUGGCGAUCCGUGGUGGAGGAGAUCGAGAGGAUACAUAGCAGUAAACCCCAGAGCAAGUUUUUUGGAGUGAAGAAAGAUGUGAUGGGGUUCUUGACUUGUCUGAGGAAUAUCAGAUUCGAUUUCAGGUGUUUUGGUGAUUUCAGACAUGCUGAUGUCACUAGCGACGACGAAGAAGACGAAGAUGACGAUGGAGAAGAAGAAGAAGAUGAGGAGGAGGGGGAAGAGGAGGAUCCGAAGACUGCUUUCUCCAAAUGGUUUAUGGUGUUACAAGAGGAACAGAGUAACAAGGAUAAAGACAACAACAACAAUAAUAAGUGCGUUCUUGAAAACUCAGACGAAGAACCGGCGGUUCCGCCGCGAAACGCGCUUUUGCUGAUGAGGUGUAGAUCUGCUCCAGCGAAGAGUUGGUUAGAAGAGAGAAUGCAAGCGAAAACAGAGCAAGAAAACAGAGAGAAUCAUCAAGAAGAGAAAACAGAGCAAGAAAACAGAGAGAAACAUCAAGAAGAGGAAACAGAGGAUGAAGAAAUGAGGAGUAUGGAGGAUGAUAAGAAGGAUUUGAGAUCACUAGUGGAGGAAGAGAAGAUGGACUUAGUGUUGAUGAGAUACGACACUGAUUAUUACAGACUCUCUUCAGACAUUGCUAAGGAAACUUGGGUUGUCGGAGGAAUUCAAGAUCCUCUGUCUCGGAGUCGAAGCUGGAGAAGCUAAAUUUUUUACCAGAUCUACCGUCACACUCCAUUAAUCAGCGUAUAUUAAAAAUAUGAUUAAGCUUUUUCACUGCCAGUUUGAUUACCUAUUUACUUAAUCAUGAUACUGCUUUUUGGUUUCUUGAGUUGCACGGAUUCUCAUGUCUUGUAUCUCAAAAGGUUUGUUUUUUUUCUUUUCUUUCUUUGUUUCGUGUAUUUCAUCACGAGUAUUGUGAUGUAACGCAAAUAUGUACAUGGAUUUUUGCUUUUACAAAUAUGCUUAAUAGAUUAUUAUUUUUUAA
Messenger RNA from Raphanus sativus (radish), 1575 nucleotides. RefSeq lists its product as uncharacterized. The transcript has a single exon. Lineage: Eukaryota; Viridiplantae; Streptophyta; Magnoliopsida; Brassicales; Brassicaceae. The coding region runs from base 240 to 1295 and encodes 351 amino acids. The record is from RefSeq and is a predicted model, not a curated record.